This is a messenger RNA of Rhizophagus irregularis DAOM 181602=DAOM 197198, 7302 nucleotides long. RefSeq lists its product as uncharacterized. NCBI's taxonomy places the organism in Eukaryota, Fungi, Glomeromycota, Glomeromycetes, Glomerales, Glomeraceae. Gene Ontology annotation, molecular function: protein binding; protein serine/threonine kinase activity; protein-containing complex binding. The record is from RefSeq and is a predicted model, not a curated record. Gene Ontology annotation, cellular component: TORC2 complex; nucleus; TORC1 complex. Gene Ontology annotation, biological process: negative regulation of macroautophagy; TOR signaling; protein phosphorylation.
UCUACUCUUUAAAUAAUCGUCAAUACUUAGAAUCGAUUAAUAUUUAUUACUAUGGACGAUAUAAUCAAUCGACUUAAAAACAAAGACAAGGCUGUUCAACAAAAAGCGGCUUUAGAGCUUCGACUUUUGGUCGAAGGACAACCUAAUUUAUUAAAUGAAGCCAAUAAGCGAAUUUUUGAAUUGAUGCAGGGAGAUACUCCAGACAAAAUUGGUGGCAUUCUUGCAAUUGACUCGUUGAUAAAUAAUAAUAUCGAAACGACAACUCUUUCCCGUUUUACGAAUUACUUAAAAAUGGUUCUUCCAAGCGGUGAUCAACAAAUAAUGAUUUUAGCAUCUAAAGCAUUAGGCAAGCUGGCUGCGCCAAGUGGUGCCGUAACAGCUAUAUUUGUGUCGCGAGAAGUAAAUACAGCUUUGGAGUAUUUGCAAGGUGACCGAAAUGAAUCGCGUCGGUAUGCUGCUGCCCUUGUAUUACGAGAAUUAGCGCAAAACGCGCCAACUUUAAUAUAUACUUAUGUAUCAUCAAUUUUGGACAAUAUAUGGGUUGGAUUACGAGAUCAAAAACAGAUAAUUCGAGAGGCUUCUGCAGAGACUUUAAGUGCAUGUUUGAAAAUUGUAUAUGAGCGUGAAAGUUCAAUGAGGAUUCAAUGGUAUACAAAAAUAUAUGAUGAAGCAUCAAGAAAUUUAAAGCCCGGUAAUGCUGAUCAAAUUCAUGGGGCAUUAUUAGCAUAUCGAGAAUUAUUACAUCAUGCAAAAUCGUUUAUGCAUGAAAGGUAUAAGAAUGUGUGUGAAACUGUGCUUCGCUAUAAAGAUCAUCGUGAUGGUCUUAUUCGGAGAACUGUGAUUUCUUUAAUACCGGUUCUUGCAGAAUUUGACAACAAGGAAUUUGUCGCUACAUAUGUUCACAAAUGCAUGCUAUAUUUAUUAGCACAACUCAAAAAAGAAAGAGACAGAUCUAUAUCUUUUAUUGCUAUAGGACAAGUGGCUAUAGCCGUAGGUAGUAAUAUAGGUCCAUAUUUAGAUGGCAUAUUAAGCAAUAUUAAGGAAGGGCUUACACCUAAAGCACGAAACCGCGGCGGUAACGAAGCUCCAUUAUUUCAAUGUAUUGGGAUGUUGGCGCGUGCUGUUGGUCAGGCACUUACCAUGCAUAUGCAUGAACUGUUGGAUUUAAUGUUUGCAUGUGGGUUAAGUGAACCAUUGCGACAAGCUUUAAUGGAGCUGGCCGUAUUUAUUCCUCCUUUGUUACCGAAUAUUCAAGAACGUCUUCUGAAUAUGUUAUCUACAAUUCUUAGCGGACAAACAUUUCGUGCCCCUGGAUCACCUGCAUCCGAAGGACCUGACUUAAGACGUCACCUUAAAACUGAUAUAUCAGAAAUGAAAGAUGUAGAGACGGUAACAUUAGCUCUUAAGACACUCGGGAGUUUCAAUUUUGAAGGCCACAUUUUAAAUGAGUUUGUAAGAGAUUGUGUAGUUCGGUAUCUUGAGCAAGAUAACCAUGGAGUACGAGAAGCAGCUGCAUUGACUUGCUGUCAGUUAUUUGCUCGAGAUCCAAUACUGGACCAAACUAGUAAUCACGCUAUUUUAGUAGUUAAUGAAGUAUUGGAAAAGCUUUUAACAGUUGGUGUUGCAGAUCCUGAUCCGAAUAUUAGAGAGACUGUGUUGAAAAAUCUCAAUGAGAGAUUUGAUAAACACUUGGCACAAGCUGAAAAUAUUCGAUCGUUGUUCCUUGCUUUGAAUGAUGAAAUUUUUACUAUUCGAGAAAUUACAAUUACCAUUAUAGGUCGUCUUGCUUCCCAUAAUCCAGCAUACGUAAUGCCAUCAUUACGUAAAACGCUCAUUCAGCUUCUUACGGAGCUAGAAUAUUCCAGCGUGAGCCGUAAUAAAGAAGAAAGUGCACGACUGUUGAGUCUUUUGGUCUCGGCUUCACAAAGGUUAAUAAAACCUUAUGUAGAAUCGAUAUUAAAAGCCCUUUUACCGAGAUCUCGUGAUCCAAACCCUGCUGUAGCAUCAAGUGUAUUAGCUGCACUUGGUGAGUUAGCGCGUGUUGGAGGUGAAGAUUUAACACCAUAUUUGGAUAAUUUGAUGCCUUUGAUAAUUGAUGCUCUCCAAGAUCAAAGUUCAACUGUAAAACGAGACGCUGCACUUAAAACUUUGGGACAACUUACAAGCAACACCGGUUUUGUAAUUGAGCCAUAUCAAAAAUAUCCUCAAUUACUUUCUAUUCUAAUCAACAUUUUAAAGACUGAACAGUCACCUUCCAUCAGACGCGAAACUGUUAAAUUAGUGGGAAUUCUCGGAGCAUUAGAUCCUUAUCGUCAUAAGAUAACGAUUGCUUCAUCCGAAGAUUCGUUAUCGGAUCCUAAAACAACAAAUACAGAUGUGACACUUUUAAUGAUAGGUUUAGGGCCUUCUUCAGAAGAUUACUAUCCAACCGUAGUUAUUAAUGCAUUAAUGAAAAUUCUUCGAGAUUCUUCAUUAAAUGCCCAUCACACCGCUGUUAUUGAAGCUGUAAUGUAUAUUUUCAAAACAUUAAGCUUGAAAUGUGUUCCCUUCUUACCACAGAUUACACCUGCGUUCUUAGGAGUGAUGCGUACGUGCCCCUCCGGCAUGCUUGAAUUCUAUUUCCAGCAAUUAGGUAUCCUGGUUUCUAUUGUUCAACAACACAUCAGGAAUUAUCUUUCCGAUAUUUUUGCUUUGGUUGAGAAUUUCUGGAAUCCAAGUUCCACAAUUCAGAUAACAAUUAUUAACCUUGUUGAAGAAAUUGCCAAGGCUCUUGAUGGUGAAUUUAAAAAUCAUUUGCCAGUGUUAUUGCCUAUAAUGUUACAAAUAUUUGACCAAGAUAAGAGUGAAAAGCGUCAGCCAACUCUUAAAGUAUUGCAUGCUCUUGUAGUAUUUGGUACAAAUAUUGAAGAAUAUAUGCAUCUUGUUAUCCCUGUUGUUGUCAAGCUUUUUGAGAAGCCAGAUGUACCACUUCAACUUCGCAAAGCAGCAGUUCAAACUAUUGGUUCAAUGUCUAAAAAAGUUAAUUUUUCGGAUCAUGCAUCUAGAAUAAUUCAUCCAUUAGCUCGUGUGUUAGCACUUCCAUAUGGUGAUUUGAGGAUAGCUGCAAUGGAAACGCUUUGCGCUCUUGUUUUUCAACUCGGAUCGGACUAUGCUAUAUUUAUUCCAAUGAUAAAUAAAGUAAUUCUGAAACAUCGUAUACAAAAUAAUGAUUAUGAGAUUCUAGUUUCGAAACUUCUUAAAGGAGAACCAUUACCGCAAGAAUUUGGAAGUGAAGAAAGAUUUAAUGAAUCAAGAGCAGAAGAAACGCCCGCAGCAGAAACAAAUGCUAAAAAAUUGCCAGUCAACCAGCAGCAUUUGAAAAAUGCAUGGGAAUGUUCUCAAAGAUCUACUAAAGAUGAUUGGCAUGAAUGGAUACGUAGAUUAAGUGUGGAAUUACUUAAAGAAUCUCCAUCACAUGCUCUUAGAGCGUGUGCAAGUUUAGCUGGCGUUUAUCAUCAACUUGCGAGAGAAUUAUUUAAUGCAGGAUUCAUAUCUUGUUGGUCUGAAUUAUACUACCAAUAUAAGGAUGAAUUAGUAAGUUCUUUAAUGUCUGCAUUGAGAGCACCAAAUAUUCCUGCAGAAAUUGUUUCGACCAUUUUAAAUUUGGCUGAAUUUAUGGAACAUUAUGAUAAACCUCUUCCGAUUGACAUAAAAACACUCGGUAAUCACGCAGAAAACUGUCAUGCGUAUGCUAAAGCCCUUCACUAUAAGGAAUUGGAAUUUAUAAGUGAAGCGUCCACAGAAACAAUUGAAAAAUUGAUUCAAAUCAAUAAUCAACUACAAUUACCAGAUGCUGCCAUAGGUAUACUUACACAUGCACAACAGAAUCCAAAUUUACAGGAUUUGCAAUUAAAAGAAAAUUGGUACGAAAAGUUGAAUCGUUGGGAGGAUGCUUUGACAGCAUAUGAGAAAAGGCGAACUGAUGAUCCAAAUGAUUUUGAAGCAACUCUUGGUGUGAUGCGUUGCUUACACUCACUGGGUAAUUGGGAUGGGCUUUCCGAACUUGUCCAAGAAAAAUGGCCCGAAUCGGAUAUUACAAAUCGCAAGUCAAUGGCUACUUUCGCAGCUGCUGGUGCAUGGUCUUUAGGCCAGUGGAGUUUAAUGGAGGAUUACAUUGAAAAUAUUAAGCCCGAUAACUAUUAUAGACCAUUCUAUCAAGCUAUUAUUGCUUUACAUAAGAACCAAUAUUCCGAGGCUGUUCGUCACAUUGAUAAAACUCGAGAUUUAUUAGACACAGAAUUGACAGCUCUCGUUGGAGAAAGUUAUAAUCGAGCCUACAAUGUUGUAGUUCGUGUUCAAAUGUUAGCGGAAUUAGAAGAAAUAAUAACAUACAAACAAUAUGCAGAUCAGCCUGAUCGCCAGGCAACCAUCCGAAAAACUUGGAUGAAGAGACUUAAAGGGUGCCAACGUAACGUGGAUGUUUGGCAACAAAUUCUCAAAGUUCGCACAUUGGUAAUUUCACCAAAGGAAAAUAUGGAAAUGUGGAUUAAAUUUGCUAAUUUAUGCCGUAAGAGCGAUCGUCUUGAGUUAGCGGAAAAAACAUUAAGACAACUUUUAGUUGGCGAUCAAAAAUUGGAAGUUAUUCAUUCAUCGAUUCUUGCGAGAGCUUCACCGCAAGUUGUCUACGCACACUUAAAAUGGAUGUGGGCUAGUGGAGUUCGUGAAGAAGCUUUAGGCUAUUUACGUGAUUUCACGACAAGAAUGUCUAAUGAUCAUCACCGAGUCGGCAACACUGGUUUACUCGCACGCUGUUGCCUUAAGAAAGGAGAAUGGCAGAAAGUUUUACAGGAUGAUUGGGAUAGAGAAACUAUUCCAGAUAUCUUGCAAUCAUAUUUACUCGCAACACAAUAUGAUAAAGAAUGGUAUAAAGCUUGGCAUGCAUGGGCUCUCGCAAAUUUUGAGGUCAUUUCUUUUUAUGAGAAAUCUAACUCUACCGAAAAUAAUACGCCGGCCGAUCAAAAUAUUACAGUCACUGAAGAAGUUAACGGGGAUAUUCAUCAAGAAGUGUUACGUUAUGUAGUACCAUCUGUUCAAGGUUUCUUUAAAUCAAUCGCUCUUUCAAGGGGUAAUUGUUUGCAAGAUACUUUGCGGUUGCUUACUCUUUGGUUCAAAUAUGGCUAUCAAGAAGAAGUAUGCAAUGCUAUUAAAGAAGGAUUCAGUAAUGUCAAUAUUGAUACAUGGCUUGAAGUUAUUCCACAGCUUAUUGCACGCAUUCACGCUCCAAAUCAACAAGUGCGCCGUCUUAUUCACGAUUUGCUAGCCGAGGUCGGAAAGGAGCAUCCUCAGGCUUUGAUUUAUCCUCUUACUGUCGCUUCGAAAUCUCCGAGUUCUUAUCGACAAACCGCUGCUGAAUCAGUUAUGGAUAAACUACGUGCACAUAGUGCUGUUCUCGUCGAUCAGGCUUUACUCGUUAGUCAAGAACUUAUUCGUGUUGCGAUCCUAUGGCAUGAAAUAUGGAUGGAAAAUCUGGAAGAAGCCUCUCGUCUAUUCUUUAUUGAACGUAACUUCGAAGCUAUGUUCAAUAUAUUGGAUGAAUUGCAGGAACGCCUUGAUCGUGGUCCUGAAACUUUGCGAGAAGUAGCUUUUGUACAAGCAUAUGGAAGGGAACUUCAAGAAGCUGGUGGAUGGUGUAAGAAAUACAAGCAAACGGGAGAUAUGACUUUCUUAUCUCAAGCCUGGCAAAUAUAUCACGAGAUGUUUAAAAAAAUAACUGCACAAGUGGGAACUAUUACUACUCUUGAACUUCAAUAUGUUUCUCCGAAAUUACUAGCAGCGAGAGAUUUAGAACUAGCAGUUCCAGGUACAUACAAAAGCGGAGAACCUGUAACCAAAAUAGCAAGCUUUAUAUCUACAGUCAAUAUUAUUUCUUCUAAACAGCGCCCUAGAAAACUAAAUUUGAUUGGUAAUGAUGGCAAAGAAUAUCAAUUCUUGUUAAAAGGUCACGAAGAUUUACGACAAGACGAACGUGUAAUGCAAUUAUUCGGCUUGGUUAAUACUCUCCUCUCCGUAGACUCUGAGACAUUUAAGAGACAUUUACACAUACAAAGAUAUACUGUUACUCCUCUCACACCUAACAUCGGUCUUUUAGGAUGGGUACCAAAUUGUGACACUCUUCACGCUCUAAUUCGCGAUUAUCGUGAGAGCAAAAAAAUCCUCCUUAAUAUAGAACAUCGUUUAAUGCUACAGAUGGCACCCGAUUAUGAUCAAUGCACUAUAAUUGAAAAAGUGGAAGUGUUCGAAUUUGCCCUAGCUAAUACAACAGGCCAAGAUCUAUAUAAAGUUUUAUGGCUUAAGAGUAAAAACUCUGAGGCAUGGUUGGAGCGACGUACUAAUUAUACUCGAUCCUUAGCACUAAUGUCAAUGGUUGGCUAUAUCCUUGGAUUGGGAGAUAGACAUCCAUCAAAUAUCAUGCUUGAUCGUUAUACAGGGAAGAUUGUGCAUAUUGAUUUUGGUGAUUGUUUCGAGGUUGCGAUGACUCGUGAAAAAUAUCCAGAAAAAAUUCCAUUCCGUUUAACGCGCAUGUUAGUUAAUGCAAUGGAAGUAAGUGGUAUAGAAGGGAAUUUCCGUACUACAUGUGAAGCCGUGAUGAGUGUAUUACGAAAGAACAAGGAAAGUUUAAUGGCUGUUCUUGAGGCUUUCGUACAUGAUCCUUUAAUAAAUUGGAGAAUUAUGGCUAAUCCGAGUCCAAGACAAGAUGGCGAAAACAUGCAUGCAGUAGCAGGUUCAAGCAAUCGUCGUGCCCGUGAUAUAAUUAAUCGUAUUUCAAAUAAGUUAACAGGCAAAGAUUUUAAACCGAAUCAAGUAUUAGAUGUGCCUUCACAGGUUGAAAAAUUAAUUCAACAAGCAAUUUCAGUUGAGAAUCUGUGUCAAUGCUAUAUCGGAUGGUGUGCCUUCUGGUAAUUGAGGAUUUACCAUUGUGUUGGUGUACGAAAUUUUAAUUAUCGAUUACGCAAGAAUGCCUACUUGGCUUAAGAAACAUUAGAAUUGUACAAUAUUAUACACUAGAAAUUUUGAAAUUAUGGAUAAUCGUUUAUUAUAUUAUUUAUAUAUAAUACGGAAAUUAAUUUAUUAAUCACCCGCAUAUUACUAAUCAAAUAUAAUUAGUAACAUUCACUAUUUAAUAUCAGUGUAACAUCUAUACAAUGUAGCGAUCGCUGACAAAGCGAUCGAGAGAAGAAUCAGUACUAGAUAAAUUUCUAAGCUAUUGAUUGUUCAAAUAAAUUAAGCUUCACAUUUAACAAUUUUCUUGUGAUAUUCCGAAAU